CCAGAACCAGAUAAAGCUGCAGUCCAUGAUAUCAUCAAUAAUAUCAAGUCUCAGGGUGUUUUUGAUCAGUUCAGAAAAGAAUGUUUAGCUGAUGUUGAUACAAAGCCUGCUUACCAAAAUCUACAGUCAAGAGUUGAGAAUUAUGUGAAUAGAUUUUUAUCGAAACAGACAUGGACACCAAAUUUAAACAAGAAUCAGCUCAGAGAAAGUCUUAGGAAACAGAUUAAUCAAUCUGGAAUGUUAACAAAUGGUGUAGAGAGAAUAAUAGAACAAGUUGUCAAUCCUAAGAUAUUUCAGUUUAUUAAACCAAGAAUUGAUGAAGUGGUUUGUCAACAUCUUGGUAUUGAUCCUAAA
This is a messenger RNA of Lottia gigantea (owl limpet), 354 nucleotides long. RefSeq lists its product as hypothetical. The annotation marks the transcript as partial. The transcript has 3 exons. Lineage: Eukaryota; Metazoa; Mollusca; Gastropoda; Lottiidae. The record is from RefSeq and is a predicted model, not a curated record.